Molecule: messenger RNA, 1401 nt
Organism: Penicillium canescens
Lineage: Eukaryota; Fungi; Ascomycota; Eurotiomycetes; Eurotiales; Aspergillaceae
Product: FAD-binding oxidoreductase
Exons: 4
Coding region: 1-1401 (466 amino acids)
Molecular function (GO): oxidoreductase activity; FAD binding
Source: RefSeq, a predicted model, not a curated record
AUGGCUCCAUUGCUUGCUAAUUCUGUCUCGAAGGGAUCUCCAGCCUACGACAAACUUCGCCGCAGCUUCUUCAACGAACGAGUUCCUGAUGUCCAUCCCACCGAGAUUGUCAGCCCAAAAACCACGGGGGAAGUUGUGACAGCCGUCGAAUCCGCACGUCAGCGCGGGCUGAAGAUCGGUGUUCGUUCUGGUGGGCAUCUGUUCUUCUGUAAUUCGCUCCUUGAAAAUGGUCUCCUCAUCGACACGAGCAAUCUCAACCAAAACAUUAAGUACGAUGCCGCCACUGAGAUCGCUACGGUCAGCCCAGGGCAUAGAGUGGAGGCUGUCAUCAAUUAUCUCCGGCGAAUCAACAGGUUCUUCCCUGCAGGCCAUUCUCGGAGCGUCGCCCUGGGCGGCUUCCUCCUUGCUGGCGGCCAAGGGUGGUUCGUGCGCGGAUGGGGCUACACGGCCGACCGCUGGGUUGCCCAGAUUGAGGUUGUCACUUCUGACGGGAAAGUAGUGAUUGCCAACAAGUCUCAGAAUGCUGAGUUGUUCUGGGCGGCACCUGGCAGCGGCCAGGGCUUUUUCGGGGUGGUUACGCGGAUAUGGAUCAGGACAAUUCCGGCACGAAAGCUCUACGACAUGACAAUAAUCAUCGAUUCCACCGAGAUUUUCAAGAAGUUGCUCAAAUAUGUCAUCGAGACCUCGAAGAAGGUCCCAAAAUAUGGCGUCGAUUUGUUCUUUUCGACCUUCUACGCAGACAAGGAUGACCCUAACGGUGGACACGAAUCCAAAGCCAAGCGUGAAGCUCGGGUGCUGGGAAGCCCAUGGGAUGCCCUUCCCGAUGAAUUUAAGAAAUAUACCGUUGCUACCAUCCCACUGGCAGAAAGGACAUGGGAGGAACUUUGGGCUGCACAGGAGAGCUUCCAGCCGCAGGGUAACGGCGAGAGAUGGAACGUUGACAGCAUUCUGGUCGACCCAAAUGCUUCUGAUGACGAUGUGAUUGACGCUGUUACUCCGGCGCUCUUUAAUCUACCCACUCGACAUUCAUCCGGAACAUUCUGUCCAAUUGACUACUACCCAGACGAAAGGAAUCAUGCCCUUAGUUUGCCCCAGAAGACCUAUGUGUCGACGAUGCUUUGCUGGAAGGACGCGAAGUAUGACGCGGCGAUGGACAAGUGGCUUCUAGAUGCCUAUACCAAGGCCGACCGAGUCUCUUCCGGUGUUUACGUGGCCGACUUCAACGUCAAGCACAGGAAGCCAAAGGUUAUGACCGACUCUGCACUGAGCAAGUGGUUGCAGAUUAGAGAGAAAUGGGAUCCUUCCGAGACCUUCAUCGGUCAUCGAGGUUUCGCAAGCACUUUAGAUCCUAGUUAUGAGCAUCGUAACAGCUCAACCAACCCCAGGAGUAAGCUAUCGUAG